Messenger RNA from Cynocephalus volans (Philippine flying lemur), 2692 nucleotides. It is a transcript of the gene INAFM2, whose product is annotated as InaF motif containing 2. The transcript has a single exon. Bases 86 to 547 code for a protein of 153 amino acids. NCBI's taxonomy places the organism in Eukaryota, Metazoa, Chordata, Mammalia, Dermoptera, Cynocephalidae. The record is from RefSeq and is a predicted model, not a curated record.
GCCGCCCCCUGCCCAGUCCUCGCAGGCCGCCAGGCCCCCUCCAGCCGGGGCCGUGGAGCACCGGAGCAAAGGCCGGGGCCCCCCCAUGAAGGAGCGCGACGCCGCCCCGGCCGAGCGGGGCAAGCCGGCCACCUACACCGGGGACAAGAAGGCGAAGAUGGCGGCCAAGACCAACAAGAAGUGGGUCCGGCUCGCCACCGUGUUCGCCUACGUGCUCUCCGUGUCGCUGGCCGCCAUCGUGCUCGCCGUCUACUACAGCCUCAUCUGGCAGCCGGUGGGCUCCGGGACCUCGGGGGGAGCCGCCGGCCCGCCCCCCGGCGGCUCCAACGCCACCGGCCCGUCCGGGACUUCGGGGGCAGCGACGGCGGGGCCCAACACCACCGGGUCGUCCAACCACGAGGCGCCGCGCGCCGCGCCCCCGCUGCAGGCGACGCGGCCGGCGCCUCCGGAGCCCCCUGCGGACAGACCCCGGGCCGGGCCGCUGGAGCGGCCGCUGGGGCCAGACGAGGACGAGGAGGAAGCGACAGCGGCGCCCGGGAGUCGUUGAAACCCUCCGCGCGGGGAGCAGCCGGGAACCGUCCUCCCCAAGCCCAGAGGCAGGACUUUGCAAAAAGACAGGGCAGGGAGCCCGUGGGAGUGAGCCCCACGGGAGUGAACGCCCCCUACUCCCCCAAGAUCGCCAGCUCGCCCGGGAGCGAGUGGCCCGCAGCCCGACCGUCAGCCAAGGGACCACGAUUCUCUGCGAGUUACGGGUUUGAUCUUCCCAGGACCGUGCUGCGCUAGGGACCAGGGCCAUAAAGGGGAUGGGAGGAGGGAUCGAGAGAUCCCAGCACCGAACCCUUCUGCGCCGCUUGCUCUCAUGUAUCCUACGUGCAGGCGUGAUUCGGGCUUUCCCCAAGACUCAGGAGAAGGAGGGAGCUGUAGGGGCUCUUUUUAAAUAAGCUGAAGCUCUCGCAAGGAGGAGGGCACCAAAAGUAGUGGAGCUCAGGUACGUCAUCCUAGCUGCAGUGGCCAGAGUUGCAUUUAAUUUAUAGAUCCCUGUACAUAGUUGUUGAUAUGCACUAUAAGCUAUAAUCACAUAGAACUCUAUGUACCCUCCCACACUCUGGGUAGCUACUGACUGGGUCAAGCAAGGGCUAUUUGCUGGCCCCAAAAUGCACCUAGCCAGAAAGGCACAAACACUGGCUUUUUUCAUCACCCACUCUUUCCUCUGUUCCCCUCAAUUUCAUAAAGAUAGGUUUAUGACGUUCUUACACAAAAGAGUAUAAUCAGCCUUAGACUGUUGACAUGACAGUGGAAAACCUUAGGAGAAAUAGAAGCAGUUUAGGAAGGAUGGGGAAUGUACUGAUCCCCUCCUCUUCACCCCAGUGCCCCCUCCAGAGAGGCUUCCUGUUGCAGCCCAAGUAUCUGGAUGUGGGCCAGGGAAGAGGGAAGGGAAAAAGCAGUGCCGCUGUGCUUGAAUCCUUGGCCUUCCUCUCGCAGAAUUCUUUUAGGAAGAGCAAGCAAGCUUUUGUAAGUAGAGUGACUGGCAAAGGUUUUAUCUUUUUUUUUUUUUUUCUCCUCAAGAUCAUGUUUUAUUCCAGUAAUCACCUUUGUCUUCCCUCUUUCCUGAGUCUGUAGCAACAAAAGAGACCUGUGACGGACAAAAUCUGUUGUGAAACCAGAGCUUUGAUCAUGUCCUCUAGUUUUGAGUUAUACUACAGAAUCAGAGAGGCCGGAAGGUGGACUUCCAACUCAGGAUUGUGUUUUGAUAGCCAGUUAAUAGAACAGCCACGGGAAGGUUGAAUUAGCUUGUCUUUACCUUUCCUGAUAAGCUGUACUUAAAUGCCACCUAUAAUUUUAUAGAGGAGAUGAAAAACAUCAAGAGAAAUGGCAUAUUCAUAGAUGUGGGGUAGCAAGAAUAACACUUCCUCAAUUUGGAUUCCAUUUCCUUCUGCCACUUCCUUUUGGGCAGUUGAGUAUGGGUAGUGACAAGAUAUCAAACUCCUUAGUGUUUGUUUCCUUUUUGGGAAAUGAGGCACUUUUUUCAAAAAAAGCCAACUUAUCCACCUGAGUCCUAAAACAGUUUGUCUCUCCAGUUUUCUGGCCUAUAAUCUAGUUAACUCUGAUCCAAGUUUACAGGACAACAGCCUUGCUCUAAGCCAUGUCCUGUUGUGGGUAAGAUAAUAGCAACUGAGAUGUCACAGCCUACAGGCAGACUGGUAAUACCCACAAGAUCUCUUGGCCAAAGGAGAUUUCUUAGUGGCUGACUAGGACUUCAGGCAUCAAGAAGCCUAUGAGGCCUUUUAAAAUUUUUGGUGAGAGACUGGGGAAAGAAACAUAAAUUCCACUUUAUAUAAUAGCCUGUAAUUUAUAUUUACUGUGUGAAUUUUUAGUCCUAUAUUUUAAUAAUUUGUAAAUUGAUCUCUUAUUCCAAGAAUCCUUUGAACUCAUAGGAGAACGUUUGGGAGUCCAGUCCCCUGUUCCCUUCCUGAUCCCUGCUUUCUGGACUGUUUAAAUCCACUUUGGGAUGGAUCAAAGAGUCUAGAGAGAUCAUUUGUAGGUCCAGCUGCUGGCCUCCUGACUCUCUAAAGCUUUCACUGGAAUUGAGACAUUCGCUCCAGCCCUAGCUGUGAUCAUGACCAGAGACAUUAUUUAUAAUUCAGCCAUUUAAGAUAUAUCUGUACUCAAAAAGUCCUGUAUAUUUUUUAAA